Messenger RNA from Neltuma alba, 1415 nucleotides. Its product is annotated as non-classical arabinogalactan protein 31-like. The transcript is spliced from 2 exons. Gene Ontology annotation, cellular component: cell periphery. The record is from RefSeq and is a predicted model, not a curated record. The coding region runs from base 42 to 1187 and encodes 381 amino acids. Lineage: Eukaryota; Viridiplantae; Streptophyta; Magnoliopsida; Fabales; Fabaceae.
UCUCUCUCUCUCCCCCUCUUCUGCGUUCCUCCGUGCCAGAAAUGGCGUCAAGGCUGCUUCUUGUUCUGCUUCUCAGUCUCACCUCCUCUUUCACUGUCUUCAGUGAAGAGUUUGACACUCUUCCUCCUUCUUAUCCUCACCCUCACCCUCCCUCUGCGGCCCCUGCUCCCGCUCCCCACGGCCACCACCACCACCACCACCAUCACCACUCUCCCGCCGCCGCCCCCACUCCUCCUCCUACCCCUUCCCCUGUAGUCAAGCCUCCUCCUCACCCCCAUUACCCUCCUCCUCCUUCUCCCGCUCCGGUCAAGCCUCCCACUCACCAUUAUCCUCCUCCUCCUUCCCCAGCUCCAGUUAAGCCUCCCACACCACAUUACCCUCCUCCUUCCCCCGCUCCAGUGAAGCCUCCCACACCACAUUACCCUCCGCCUCCUUCCCCGGCUCCAGUGAAGCCUCCCACCCCUCAUUACCCUCCUCCUUCCCCGGCUCCAGUGAAGCCUCCCACCCCUUAUUACCCUCCUCCUUCCCCGGCUCCAGUGAAGCCUCCCACCCCUCAUUACCCUCCUCCUCCUUCCCCGGCUCCCGUGAAGCCUCCCACACCACAUUACCCUCCUCCUCCUUCCCCGGCUCCAGUGAAGCCUCCCACCCCUUAUUACCCUCCUCCUCCUUCCCCGGCUCCAGUGAAGCCUCCCACCCCUUAUUACCCUCCUCCUCCUUCUCCGGCUCCGGUGAAGCCCCCCUCCCACCAUUAUCCUCCUGCCCCUGCCCCUCAUGUCCCUCCUCGCCGUUCCUUCCCCAGAAGCUUUGUCGCCGUCCAAGGUGUUGUUUACUGUAAGUCCUGCAAGUAUGCUGGUGUUGACACUCUCCUUGGAGCCACUCCUGUUCUUGGUGCCGUUGUGAAGCUGCAGUGCAACAACACAAAGUAUCAUACGAUUGAAACGGCGAAGACAGACAAAAACGGCUACUACUACCUCGAAGCUCCCAAGACCAUCACCACCUUCGGAGCUCACACGUGCAGGGUGUUCUUGGUCUCCUCGCCGUCUGCCACGUGUCAGAAGCCGUCCAACCUCCACGGUGGCAUCGUCGGCGCCGGCCUGAAACCGGAGAAGCCAUUUGUGUACAACAAGCUUCCUUUCGUUCUCUACAGUGUGGCACCCCUUGCUUUCGAGCCCAAAUGCCCACAUUAAGAAGGAAAUGCACAGAAUAUAAUUUAGUUUCAAUUUCUGGAUUGUGAACAUGAACUACUGUUAUUACUGUUAUUGCCGUUUUGGCCUUGGUGUUUUUCCACUUUUCUAGUGUUUUGUAUUUGUGUCUGAUUAUGCCCAUGAAGUUGUAUUGGUCUACCUGCCGCCUGUGCUCAAGUCACAUGCAAUAAGAUUUCUGAUAUGGUAGAUUGUGCUCUUUCAUAAUUCAGA